AUGGCACCCAUCCAUAUCGUACAUACUACUCAAGCGGAAAAGAUCGAUCGUAGACGAGUGCUGAUGUUCCCUCUCUUUCCUGACAGCACCGCCACGCUGGGUGUAUACCAGGCGCUCAAAAUCCUCGGGUACCGCCCCUACCACCUCUACGAACUGUGCAUGGUGGGUGGCGACCCACAUUGGGAAACCAUGAUCCAGGGCAUGCACGCCCACCAUGACAAGCUCUCCAGCCCGACCUGCCAGCCUCCGUACACGAAGCGCGAGUUCGACAAGUGGUUCGCCGGGUAUGAUGCCGUGGUGGAAGUGCCCUCGUACUUUGGCACCGACUGCCUCGAAGCAUACGCGGCAGAUCCCGAAGUCAAGUUCAUCCUGACCGAACGGACGGCCCGCAGCUGGGCCAGGAGCUUCAAUAGCUUCUGUGGCGGGAUUGUGCGUGCGAUCGAGCAGCCUUCGCUGAGCAUUCUCCGACACUUCAGCCGGACGCUGAAUUACUUCUGUAUCAUGAACGUGGAUGCGUAUAACUUGUGGUCUGACUCGACGAGGCCAGGCGACUCGCGCAACGAGGAGGCGCUGAUACGGAAUUAUGAACGGUACAUCAGGGAUGUGAAGCGAGUGAUACCCCCGGAACGGAUGCUGGUGGUGAAGCUGGAGGACGGACUGGGUUGGGAGAAGAUCUGUGCGUACCUGGACAAGGAGGUGCCGAAGGAUGUGCCGUUUCCGAGAGCUGUCAACCAUGAGGACGUGAAGGAUAGGUGGCUGGGCCCGGUGGUGAGGGAUGCCACGGUCAGAUUCGUCCUGAGCGUGAGUCUGCCGGUUGUGCUGGGAGUAAGCGUGUGGUGGAGGUGGUCUAGGUCGAGGUGA
Cladophialophora yegresii CBS 114405 is the source of this 861-nucleotide messenger RNA. RefSeq lists its product as uncharacterized. Bases 1 to 861 code for a protein of 286 amino acids. The transcript has a single exon. The record is from RefSeq and is a predicted model, not a curated record. NCBI's taxonomy places the organism in Eukaryota, Fungi, Ascomycota, Eurotiomycetes, Chaetothyriales, Herpotrichiellaceae.